Spinacia oleracea (spinach) is the source of this 2818-nucleotide messenger RNA. Its product is annotated as protein VASCULAR ASSOCIATED DEATH 1, chloroplastic. The record is from RefSeq and is a predicted model, not a curated record. Gene Ontology annotation, biological process: negative regulation of programmed cell death. The transcript is spliced from 19 exons. NCBI's taxonomy places the organism in Eukaryota, Viridiplantae, Streptophyta, Magnoliopsida, Caryophyllales, Amaranthaceae. The coding region runs from base 287 to 2206 and encodes 639 amino acids.
AUACUUUCCGAUUUUGAAAGAAGACUAUCCAAGAAGACUCUUUAGUUUUCAAACUUAGCGGACACUCUAGGAAAACACAAAAAUAGAGGAAGUUCACAUCAGGAUUACAACAAAUCUCCCACCUUCCAAAAGAGUCAACAAAUUCUCCCUUCUUCUUGCUUAAAUUCAGCAAUCAUCAUCUGUCGGUUAAUUUAGCUUAACACCAAACUCACCAACUUCCUCCAUUCUAUUCACUGCUACUGCUCUGAUCAAAAUCCCCCCUUUUUCUCUCUCCUCCCACCUUCCCAUGGCGGCAGCCUUGGCGAGCCCACCUUCUUCUCAAACUAUGGUCUCUUCUUCCACUCUUUCUCCUUCCCGUUCCUCAUCGGAAAGCGCCGCCGUCUCCGCCACUCCCAGCGACCUAUCUGAUCGUAUCACUCGCACUUCGAGUUUCUCCAGAAAUGCCGAUUCUCAGUCUUUGGAUUUGCUGAGGAGUGAGGAGUAUCGCCAGCUUUUUCGCCUGCCUGCCGAAGAAGCUCUUUUGCAGGAUUUUAAUUGCGCAUUACAAGAAAACAUUCUUCUUCAGGGUCAUAUGUACUUGUUUGAGCACUACAUAUGCUUUUACUCCAACAUCUUUGGAUUCGAAACAAAGAAAAUAAUUCCUCUUCAAGAUGUCACAUCUGUACGGAGAGCAAAAACUGCUGGAAUCUUUCAUAAUGCAAUCGAAAUUGUAGCUGCUGGAAAGAAGCACUUUUUCGCUUCAUUCUUAUCCCGUGAUGAAGCUUUUAAGCUUAUUGAUGAUGGAUGGUCACAACAGACUAAUGGUGCCAAAGGGAUAUUAGAUCGACAGGAUUCUAAAUUUGAGAGCAGUUCCCAAUUAAAUGGAGAUAUUCCAGCUGAAAACGCCAACUCUGAUAUCCCUGUGAGUGACUCGGUGUCAGAUGAGAGGAAUUUGGGGGUGUCUACACCAGAAGACACCAAACCUCCUGCAGGUCAUGUUCAUGAUAAUGCUAAGCCAACUGCUUCUAAAGUUUCUCAUGUGAUGGAAGAGAAGCGAGAGGAUGCAGGACCUUCUACGUCUUCACAGUCUAUCAAUUGGAACCUGGAAACUCAGGAUGCUCCCGAAACACCUAAAUGUUACACCAAGGUCGCGGAGUCUAAGUUUCCGAUAAAUGUUGAGCAGUUCUUCAAUCUGUUUAUUUCUGAUGAUGCUGUUGGUUUUAUUAAAUCCUUCCAUAACAAAUGUGGAGAUAAAGAUUUUAUGUGCACUUCAUGGUUGCCUCAUGACAAGUUUGGAUAUACUCGUGAGAAAAAGUUUCUGCAUCCUGUGAAAAUAUAUUUUGGGGCAAAGUGUGGUGGCUGCAAGGAGACCCAGAAAUUCCAGGUUUACAAGGACAGCCAUCUUGUUAUCAAGACUUCACAGGAAGUGAGUGAUGUUCCUUAUGCAGAUUACUUCACUGUUGAGGGACUCUGGGAUGUGCAGAAAGACAGUGAUGAGUCGGAAGGUUGUAUAUUGCAAGUAUAUACUAAUGUGACUUUUUCUAAGAAAACUAUGUUUAAAGGUAAGAUAGAGCAAUCAACCGUGGAAGAGUGUCGAGAAGUUUUCGCAACCUGGAUACAACAUGCACAUGAACUGUUAAAGCAGAAGAACAUCGAGAAAACAGAAGAAGGUGCUAUACUUAACAUGCUUCAGAAUGGCCAAGUUGAUCAGCAAGUUGCUGGACAACCUGCAGAACACUCAGAAAGGUUGCAUGGGAAGGGUGAGCCUCAGAGGAAAAUUGAGACUGUAGCCAACUCUUGGGGCAGUCAUGAACAAAUCAGAAAUAGAUUACUUGAAAAUCUGUUUCAUGCUACUACAACCGUCAUGUCUACUUUGAGAGCGAUUGCAGUCAAGGUCUGCACUUAUUUGAGAAGUAAAGGCAACCUCCAAGUGUUUUUGGUGAUUGCUUUUUCUAUUAUCCUCCUCUUAAUGCAGUUCAGCAUUGUUGUACUAUUAAGUAGACCACAACCAGUUUAUAUAAUUCCUCAAGCAGAUCACACGAGUUCUAUGGGGCUAGGAGUCGGUGAUAGAUCAGCAGAAGCAAUGGCUUGGAUGGAAAAACGAGUUCACCUGCUUAAGGAUGAGAUGCUUCUGGUGGAGGCUCAGCUUGAAAGGAUGAAACAUGAACAUGUUUUAUUAAAAGCACAAUUAGAGGACUUCGGUCGUCUACUGAAGCAGCAAAGAUGACUUUGAUCUCUUGUAUAUUCCCAUCAAUGGUUCUCAGUUCACGACUAUAUUUUGGCCAUUGAAGAAAUGAUCUAGUAAGUAUUGGGUUGUAUAAAUGAUGCUUUGGAUAUUCAGGGACAUGUAAAAGAAUCCUGCUUGAAGCAUUUUUGUAUUCGAUAUCUACAUAUGAUUUUGAGCUAUCACGGUCUUUUGCAAAUAUUGCAAACCCCGUGGACUGUUGUAUCACUGGAGGUUGUAAAGCUGGAAGACUUCCCAAUUCAAUGAGAGGAAGACGUAGGAAAGUUUGUAAAAAAUAAUACGAACUGUAAAGUCUAGUAUGGAAUGAUGGAAUCGAAUGAGCUGUCUGGCCAACGGUUUUCCGGUGAUGGUGGCUUAGUGUAGCAUUAUAUUCAAUGUUGCACUGCAAUCACAAGCCAUUUGGAUGUUCAUGUUUAUGUCUUGAAUCAUGAUGUAUUUUCUUUUAAAUGAUUUCAGAGACCACUGUGUGUUAACACCGGCCCGCCUCUUUAUCCUGGGGUCUCUCCGGCAGGGGAGAGGCUGUUCAUGUUUUACCUCAUGAUAUGUAUAUGUAAAUAAUGGGGUAUAAAUAAACUGUUCAAUAUUUUGUUGUAA